This is a messenger RNA of Lottia gigantea (owl limpet), 498 nucleotides long. RefSeq lists its product as hypothetical. The record is from RefSeq and is a predicted model, not a curated record. The transcript has a single exon. The annotation marks the transcript as partial. Gene Ontology annotation, cellular component: cytoplasm. Gene Ontology annotation, molecular function: protein tyrosine/serine/threonine phosphatase activity. NCBI's taxonomy places the organism in Eukaryota, Metazoa, Mollusca, Gastropoda, Lottiidae. Gene Ontology annotation, biological process: protein dephosphorylation.
AUAGCUGAAAUCAAUGAUCACCUGUACCUCAGUAGUGCAGCAGCUGUACGUGGUGAUAAAAUCAGAAGUUUGGGUAUCAGUAAUGUUAUAAACUGUACCCAAGAUGUACCAAACCUAGAGCUACCAGGACUUGAUACCGUACAGAUACAUGUUGAUGAUAUACCUUCUGCUCGACUCAAUGUCUAUUUCGAUGCUUGUGCUGACCGAAUUAAUCAGGUUCGAUUAAUAGGUGGUAAAACAUUAGUCCAUUGUGUUGCUGGGGUCAGUCGGUCAGCAACAAUUUGUAUGGUCUAUCUUAUGAAAUAUUAUCGGAUAACUUUAAGAGACGCUUAUUAUCACGUCAAGAAACGGAGAUCAGUUAUUCAUCCUAAUUUAGGAUUUUGGCGCCAAAUGGUAGAUUAUGAGAGGAGUAUAUUAGGUGGCAGUAGCGUCAAGAUGGUUCAAUCAAAUGUUGGAUUAAUUCCAGACGUUUAUGUUGAACAGUAUCGUCAUUUGAUC